Messenger RNA from Nilaparvata lugens (brown planthopper), 336 nucleotides. RefSeq lists its product as uncharacterized. The transcript has a single exon. NCBI's taxonomy places the organism in Eukaryota, Metazoa, Arthropoda, Insecta, Hemiptera, Delphacidae. The coding region runs from base 1 to 336 and encodes 111 amino acids. The record is from RefSeq and is a predicted model, not a curated record.
AUGUACCAUAAUGCCACAACAAAGGUUAGGAGCCCGGUUGGGACUAGUGGGGAGUUCAGUGUAGAGGUGGGGGUGCACCAGGGUUCUGCCCUGAGUCCACUCCUAUUCAACCUUGUGAUGAACUACCUCACUGCAGAAUUGCAGCUCGCACCUCCAUGGGACAUCAUAUAUGCUGAUGAUAUUGUCCUUAUCAGAAAAACGCCAGAUGAGAUGCAGCAAGCACUUGACAUGUGGCGAGUCAAACUGGAAGGAGCUGGCCUCAGAAUCAGUAGGGAGAAAUCAGUUUACAUGCACUGUGGUUUUAGUGGCAAUGUCAGUCGGGCACCACACCUGUAA